GCCAUCUGAAGGCCAGGAGAGCUGGAUGCCAAGAUGAAGAACAUCCACCAGCAUUUUCUCCUGCUUCUGCUUUGUUGUGGUUUAGCCAGACCUGGUCAUUUGCAAAGUCAGAUCAUUGGAGGCCAAGAAGCCAAGCCGCACUCCAGACCUUACAUGGCUGCCUUGAAACUGGGAUCUGAUUUUGGCUGUGGUGGAUUUCUGGUGGCUCCCCAAUGGGUUAUGACAGCAGCACAUUGUAUGAGUGAAAUGACGGUUAUCUUGGGAGCGCACAACCUUCAUGAUGUUGAAAAGUCCCAGCAAGUGCUUGGAGUUGAAUCGUACCACAUGCAUCCGGAAUACAGCCCACUCACCACUUCGAAUGAUAUUCUUCUCCUGAAGCUGACGUCAAAAGCCAUCCUAAACAAGUAUGUCCAGACGGUGCCCUUGCCGAAGUCUAGCAGCGAUCUCCCCGGAGGGGUGCCAUGCAGUCUGGCGGGAUGGGGUCUAAUUGAUAGAGACCAGAUCACAGAAAACCUCUUUGAGGCCAACGUCACCAUUGUCAGCCGCAAGAAAUGCCUGCGGUUUUACCCAGAGCUCAAUGAUGGAAUGCUGUGUGCAGGCAGCCACAACCAGAUACGGGAUUCAAGCCAGGGUGAUUCCGGAGGCCCCAUGGUGUGCCACGGUGUGGUGCAUGGAAUUGUGUCCUUUGGCAAUCACUUCCCUCCUGGAGUUUAUACCAGAAUUGCCAACUACCUUCCCUGGAUCAAAGAAGUCAUGGAAUCUGACCUGUGAGAAGAAGCACUUUUUCUACGGUUCACUUUAGUUCUUCUCUAAACCUCCUGUUCAUUUAGCAACUUGCAUUCUUCUGCUCUUCUUCCCCAACUGAUGUAGCAAGAAUUGCAGUAAUAAAAGAAUCUUUGGAA
Molecule: messenger RNA, 902 nt
Organism: Heteronotia binoei (common prickly gecko)
Lineage: Eukaryota; Metazoa; Chordata; Lepidosauria; Squamata; Gekkonidae
Gene: GZMM
Product: granzyme M
Exons: 5
Coding region: 34-771 (245 amino acids)
Biological process (GO): proteolysis
Molecular function (GO): serine-type endopeptidase activity
Source: RefSeq, a predicted model, not a curated record